AUGCCGCCCCAUCCAAAUGGGACCAGCUCCCCUCGAAAUCGCCGGGUCGGGGAGCAUUGGAGCGGUGCAAACCCGGUCCCAACAAUAGGGAGAUUCAUAGAGCGCCUAGAAGAGAAUCGAAGGGACCGCGAAGCCUACGAUGAGAUGGUCUCUGCGAGAGAAGAAAAGGAGGAUAAGGGGGCGGUUCCUCACCGACCGCGAAAGGUCGCAAAGGGGAAAACUCGCCAGGUGACGGAUCCCACGACUGGAAGGGAGAUCGAAGUGGAGGAUUUAGAUAAGGAUGCCAUGGAGCCGGUGCUAGAUCCAAAGUUGGUCGUUCCAAAUGUGAAUCUCGGAAAGCCAACGACGGUAAAAGCCGAACCAACUCAGUCUCUUGCCGAAUACAAGGAAAAUCAAGAUAUCACCGCACCUCCGGAUCCGAUCGUGGAGGGAACCACUUCCGAUGUUCCCAUCCAUGGCGAGAAAACAAACGUCCUCUUCUUCCCUACCCCAACAAUCACCUAUAAGCCGAUGUUUGAACAGCUCGAGAAGCGAGGGAUGGGACUCUGUAUCGGAAUCGUAGCCGGGAUUGUCGUGCUCGGACGGUUCUUUGGCGCCUCCUUCUGGGGCCUUAUUCCGCUGGCGGGAUGUAUCGCAACCGGGGUGUGGAUGUGGGUGCAAGAGGUGAUUCGCAGCGGUCGAGAAAUGGAAUGGAGUAAUGAGCAACUCCGAGGAAAGAUCGCGACUGCCAACCUGAUCCCAGAGUCCGCGGAAUGGAUCAACACCUUCCUAGAUAUCCUCUGGGGCUUGGUUAACCCAGAAAUGCUGGCCCCAGUCGCUGACACGAUCGAAGAUAUCAUGCAGGCGUCUUCGCCCGGAGUCAUUGAGAACGUCCGCAUCGCCGAAAUCGACCAGGGAAGCAACCCGCUGCGGAUUCUGAGCUUGCGUGCCCUCCCGGACGAGCAAGUAGGUCAGCUCAAGGAGAACGCGCGCGAAGAGAACCUCAAAGACAAAACUCCCGAGGAAGUAGACGACAUCGAGGAGUCAGCCAGUUACUACAACUUCGAAGCGGCCUUUGCGUAUCAUGCAAAACCGAGUGGUGCGGGGGCCAGUGCGUCAGCCAGGGCUCGCAACAUGCACAUGCAGAUCGUCUUCUAUCUGGGCGUUCGCGGGCUCUUUGGAGUCCCCUUCCCCGUCUUUGUGGAGUUGAUCGAGAUGGUAGGCACGGUGCGUGGACGCCUCCAACUGGUCCCGGAGGCUCCGUUCGUAAAGGACUUGACGUUUAGUCUGAUCGGAAUCCCUCAUAUCCGGGCUGGAUGUAUGCCCAUGAUCAAGGGAGGCGUGAAUAUUCUAAACCUCCCAUUGAUUUCCAGCUUUGUUAACUACGCCAUGGCGACUGCGUGUGGCCUUUUUGCGGCCCCCAAGUCGAUGACCAUGGACCUCAGCAUGAUGCUUAAGGGCGACGAUAUUGCCAAAGAGACCCAUGCACUAGGUAUCAUGUGGGUUCGGAUUCAUCGCGCAGUCGGAUUAAGCAAGCAAGACCGUCGUGGUAGUUACGGCGGCGGCAGUGACCCGUACAUCAACCUCUCGUUCUCGAAGUACGGGAAGCCGAUGUACUGCACGCGUGUGAUCACGGACGAUCUGAACCCCGUCUGGGAAGAGACAGCCGCGUUGCUGGUAACUCCGGAACUCAUCAAAGCAAAUGAGAAUCUCAGCGUGGAACUUUGGGACUCGGAUCGCCACACGGCGGACGAUAUUGUCGGUAAGGUCGAGCUGCCCAUUCGAGAGAUGAUCCAGCAUCCUUGCCGAAUGUACCCACAGGUCUCCAAGCUGCAAGGUCUCGACGAAGGCAGCGAAAUGCCAGGCGAACUGCACUGGGAGGUUGGAUUCUUUGGCAAGCCAAAGCUGCGGGCUGAGCUGAGGACAGAUGGGAAGAACCAAGAUCUCCCAGAGAACUUCAAGCAUGUCCCCGAAUUCCAAGAUGAGAAGGGCAUCAUCACGAAUGAGGACGAGGAAGCCGUCACUCAUACUCCCCCAGAUCCCCUAUGGCCCAGUGGUAUCCUCAGUGUCGUGGUGCACCAGAUUGUCAAUCUCCAACUCGCUAAUAUCAACGGCAGCUAUGGCAAUCGCAACGGCCGUGAGUACGAGCCAGCCAAGGGAUACGGCGAAAACACCGAAGAACAAGGCAAAGACCUACCAACCAGCUACUGCAAGAUUAUCCUCAAUGAUCAGCUUAUCUACCGCACGCGAGCCAAAGCCAUCAGUUCCAAACCCAUCUUCAAUGCCGGAACCGAGCGUUUCGUGCGCGACUGGCGCUCCGCCAUCGUCACCGUCACAGUCCGCGACCAGCGAUACCGCGAGCACGACCCCAUCUUGGGUCUGGUCCCUCUCAAGCUCUCGGACAUCUUGCAGACAAGCUCCCAAGUCACGCGGUGGUAUCCUCUCGACGGAGGGAUAGGGUACGGACGGAUCCGCAUCUCGCUACUCUUCCGACACGUCGAGACCAAGCUCCCUCCGCAAAUGCUCGGGUGGGAGGUAGGAACGUUCAAGUUUACUUCGGACACGAUCACCGCGAAGGGGUUCACGCAACGAGCCAAGAUCCGUCUCCGAACGGGCGGCAGCACAGGGAAGAUCCCGCGGCAGGUCUGCUCGAUUAACAGCGGGGACAGUGUCUCGUUUGACCUCUCAAACGAGAGCGUUCGAUGCCAUCUGCCCGUGAAAUCGCGGUACCGGUCCCCCGUGGUGUUUGAAAUCCAGACGCAAAACAAACACACCGUCACCGGGUACGCUACUCUGUGGCUUCAGCAUCUCACGGACAACGAAGACACCCCGAUCGAUAUCCCCAUCUGGGCGACGAAGAAGAACGCGAAACGGCUCACGCAGAACUACAUCACGGAGAAAAACUGGGAGAUCAAACGCAGCCCCGGCUUAGAAGAUCUUCGCGAGAUCGGCCGGCUCCGGUUCCGCUGCUGCUUUACGCCGGGGAUCGACGAAUGGCACGAGCAGUUUGUCGUGGACAAUAAUUCCCGCGAGACGUUUGAAACAUGGGAAGCUUGUAUCGCCGAGGGGGUCCGCCCGAAGCGUAUCGCCGUGGAAGUCCCCGAAGCGACGGAGCAAAUGCAUCAGAAAUCCCUGGUGCAGGGCCGAGAUAUUCUCAAACUCGCGCACCCGAAGGAACGUCGCCGAUGGAUCGACAAGGAAGGUCACGAUUGGAGUGGAGCGUUUGGCGAGGAUCCUCUUGCAUAUGUGGAGAGUGCUCCUCCUCCUCCUCCUACUACUACUAGUACCCCCAACGACCUCGUCCAUCUCCAAACCCACACACAAGACAACACCAACAACGCCCGUUCCAUCCCACUCUCAAACUCCCAUAACACCCAAUCAAGCAAGAACCAAAAAAACCAAGAUGAAGCUAGUCAUAACAACAACAUCAACAACAACAGCGAAGCCAACACUCCAACAUCUACCUCCACCCCGACGUACCCUCACGAACAACGCUCCCUGAACCAGAACCAGAACCAGAACCAGAACCAGAACCAGAACCAGAACCAAGACCAGGCAAGCUACGAAUACAGAUCCAGAUACGCCGACAGCGGCAUCAGCGGCCUAUCCACAAGGACAGAGGCAAGCCAAGCGGGCUCAAGCUCCACACCGCCAUCCAAGCGCGCCGCCCGCCGAAGCGAACAGCGUCACCAACGAGGAAUCAUGCAGUGGAAACCGGCGCGGAAUGCAGUGUUCGCUCGAGACGAGGCAAAGUAUGCGCUUCGGAAGAUGAAACAUAAACUGGGGGCGGGGGCUUUGGCUGGUCGGGAGCCGGAUAUUGAGACUGAAUUGGGCGGGGUGUGA
Aspergillus ochraceoroseus IBT 24754 is the source of this 3822-nucleotide messenger RNA. Its product is annotated as C2 domain protein. The coding region runs from base 1 to 3822 and encodes 1273 amino acids. The transcript has 5 exons. The record is from RefSeq and is a predicted model, not a curated record. Lineage: Eukaryota; Fungi; Ascomycota; Eurotiomycetes; Eurotiales; Aspergillaceae. Gene Ontology annotation, molecular function: lipid binding.